AUGCCACCACCAGCCAGAAAGAGGCGGCACUCUCAUUCGACUGACCCCUCGGACACAUUACUCGAACCCUUCUACUACGGCAAAGGCUUGACAGAUCCUAUCAAUACUGCAAGGGACAAAUGGAACCUUCUACCAGCUUUCCUCAAAGUCAAGGGUCUGGUGAAGCAGCAUAUCGACUCGUAUAACUUCUUUGUCGACACCGAGCUCAAGACCAUUCUCCGCGCCAACGCUACAGUUCACAGUGAUGUUGACCCUAACAUGUUCAUUAGAUACACCGACAUUCGAAUUGGCAAACCGGAACGCGUCGAGGAUCGCCAUAACACGGUGCCUGGUCUGUCUGGUCCUGGAAUCACUCCUCAUGAAUGUCGUCUUCGUGAUCUGACCUACUCGGCUCCAAUCUACGUCAACUUCGAAUCCAGAUCGCAGAGUGGUCUGAAGAUGGAGCGCAACGUCUACAUCGGCAGAAUGCCUGUCAUGCUCAGGAGUAACAAGUGUGUCUUGUCCGGCCGCUCAGAAAAGGAAAUGGGUCUUCUCAACGAGUGCGCUGUCGAUCCUGGUGGUUACUUUGUGGUUCGCGGUCAAGAAAAGGUUAUCCUGGUUCAGGAACAACUGAGCAAGAACCGUGUCAUUGUUGAAAUGUUCAAGGGAAUCAUUCAGGCCUCUGUUACCAGUCACACUGCCAACGUCAAGACAAAGACUUAUGUUUUGCUCAAGAAGGGUCUGAUUGUUCUCAAACACAACUCUCUUACGGAGGACAUCCCUGUUGCGAUCGCUCUCCGAGCUAUGGGCGUUCAGUCCGACCACGAAAUCAUGCUUUUGGUUGCUGGCGACGAUGCCGUAUACCAGGACGAGUUCUCUGUCAACCUCGAGGAAGCGGCACGCUCUGGAGUGUCUACACAGGAACAAGCGCUGGAAUACGUUGGAGCUCGCCUACGGCCUGAGCGCUUUGGCCAAUAUGGAGUGCCAAAGAAGACUAACAAGCAAAACGCUGUUGAGAAGUUGUCUAACACGAUCAUUCCUCACGUCGGCGUGACGGCCAUGAACUUCCGACCAAAGGCUCUUUACAUUGCAUUCAUGGUCCGCAGAGUGCUCAUGUGUAUGCACGACCCAAAGUUGAUCGAUGACCGAGAUUAUCUGGGUAACAAGCGUCUGGAACUCUCAGGAUCAAUGAUGGCUCUGUUGUUCGAAGAUUUGUUCAAGGACUUCAACAAGCUUAUUAAGCAAAGUUGGGACAAGGUCUUGAGGAAACCGAACAGGACUCGUGCCUUCAACCCGGCAGACUACAUCACAAUGCACGAAUCUCGCAUUACUCAGGGCCUGGAACGUGCUAUCUCGACCGGUAACUGGACUUUGAAGCGUUUCCGUAUGGAUAGAGCUGGUGUUACCCAUGUCCUGAGUCGCCUGAGUUUCAUCGCUGCUCUUGGUAUGAUGACCAGAAUUUCGUCACAGUUCGAAAAGACCAGAAAGGUCUCCGGUCCUCGUGCACUUCAACCUUCACAAUUCGGUAUGCUUUGUACUUCAGAUACCCCUGAAGGUGAAGCCUGUGGUCUGGUCAAAAACCUGGCGCUGAUGACACAUAUUACCACUAUGGACGAGGAAGAUCCUGUUCGCAAGAUGAUUUUCGUGCUUGGUGCCGAGGACGUUACAUCUGCAAGUGGUACUGAACUUUACGCCGAUGGAGCUUACAUUAUCUUCCUCAACGGUACACCUGUAGCCUUGACUCGCGAACCCAAGCGCUUCCUGCUUGCUUUCAGAAGAUUCCGUCGCAUGGGAAGAAUCUCUGAAUUCGUCAGCAUCUACAUCAACCACCAUCACAACGGUGUACACAUUGCGACCGACGAGGGUCGUAUCGUCCGUCCACUUAUCAUUGUCGAGAAGGGCAAGUCAAAGGUCACAACACGUUAUCUCGAAUCCCUCCGCAAGGGCACGCUCGAAUUCGAUGACUUCCUCUCUCGUGGAUUGGUGGAGUACCUUGACGUUAACGAAGAAAACGAUUGUAACAUUGCAGUCUACGAACACGACAUCAACCAACACACUACGCAUCUUGAGAUCGAGCCUUUCACCAUUCUGGGUGCUGUCGCUGGUCUGAUUCCCUACCCUCAUCAUAACCAGUCUCCUCGUAACACCUACCAAUGCGCUAUGGGUAAACAAGCUAUCGGUGCGAUCGCAUACAACCAGCUCACACGAAUCGACACUCUUCUCUACCUCAUGGUCUACCCACAAAAGCCUAUGGUCAAGAGUAGGACAAUCGAGCUUAUCAAGUACGACAAGCUUCCUGCCGGUCAGAACGCUAUGGUUGCGGUCAUGUCCUACUCUGGCUACGAUAUCGAGGAUGCUCUAGUCCUCAACAAAGCCUCUUGCGAUCGUGGUUUCGGACGCUGUCAGGUAUUCAAGAAGGUUAGUAUGCCUUUGAAGCAAUACCAAAACGGCCAAACCGACCGCAUCGGCGACCGCGACCCUUCCAACCCACGUCACAAGAAGAUCGGUAACGACGGUCUCAUCGAAGUCGGCGCAGAAAUGGAAUCAGGCGAAUGCUACAUGCUCAAAGAAACACCAGUGAACCAAGGCAUCAACACACAAAAUGCUGGAUGGGCACCCCAACACAUGUCCUACAAACUGCCCGACCCGGCCUAUGCAGACAAAGUCAUGAUCUCGGCCAAUGAGUCUAACACACCCAUCAUCAAGAUCCAAACACGCCAGACCCGCCGUCCCGAAAUUGGUGACAAGUUCUCCUCUCGUCACGGACAAAAAGGUGUCACCGGUCUGCUUGCAGAACAAACAGAUAUGCCCUUCAACGACAUGGGCAUCUGCCCGGACAUCAUCAUGAACCCCCACGGUUUUCCUAGUCGUAUGACCGUAGGCAAAAUGCUUGAGCUCCUCUCCGGAAAAGCGGGAAUUCUUCGCGGCGGUCACGAAUACGGAACUGCCUUUGGCGGCUCCAAAGUCGAAGACAUGGGCGAUAUUUUGAUUUCUCAUGGUUUCAGUUACUCGGGCAAGGAUCACUUGACUUCAGGCAUCACUGGCGAAUCUCUACCUGCCUACGUCUUCAUGGGACCCAUCUACUACCAGAAACUCAAGCACAUGGUUCAGGACAAGAUGCACUCUCGUGCCACCGGACCUCGCGCAAUCCUGACUCGUCAACCUACCGAAGGUCGUUCGCGCCAGGGAGGUUUGCGUCUCGGAGAAAUGGAACGUGAUUGCUUGAUCGCCUACGGUGCCUCUCAGCUUCUUCUCGAGCGUCUGAUGCUCAGUUCAGACGCCCAUGAGGUUGAUGUGUGCGAGACUUGCGGUAUGAUGGGAUACCAGAAUUGGUGUCAGAGUUGCGAGAGCUCGAGAGGUGUGGUGAGGAUGACGUUGCCGUAUGCGGCUAAACUUCUCAUUCAGGAGUUGUUGAGUAUGAAUGUCAAAGCGGCGUUGAAGUUGACGGAUGAGUUCCCUAGGGAAGAGUAA
Aureobasidium namibiae CBS 147.97 is the source of this 3450-nucleotide messenger RNA. RefSeq names its product beta and beta-prime subunits of DNA dependent RNA-polymerase. Gene Ontology annotation, molecular function: DNA-directed RNA polymerase activity; DNA binding; ribonucleoside binding. The transcript is spliced from 3 exons. The coding region runs from base 1 to 3450 and encodes 1149 amino acids. Gene Ontology annotation, cellular component: RNA polymerase III complex. Gene Ontology annotation, biological process: DNA-templated transcription. Lineage: Eukaryota; Fungi; Ascomycota; Dothideomycetes; Dothideales; Saccotheciaceae. The record is from RefSeq and is a predicted model, not a curated record.